AUGAUUGAUCACCAUUUUGAUAAAAGAUAUGGGGUCCACCCAGUCGACAUCCAGAGGUCGCUUUAUAUUGGCAUCAAAAACAAGCCACUUACAGCGGAACAAAUCAGAAAAAAUCAAAUCAAAAAACGCAAUAUACAAUUGCAGGAGAAUUACAACAACGAAUGCCGGGAUCUUAUCCAGACCCUUGAUGACAAGACUUUCGUUACAGAUAGCCUGGCGCUCAUGAUAUCACACCUGUCAGGCGAGGUCUUUCAUAUCUCAUAUCGCGGCGCUGGGUGUGAAGAAGAGAACGAGAAUGUUCCAUUGCCGGAAAGAAGAGCAAACCUCAGAGCCAGACUUGCCGAUGCUCGCUCAACUCUACCGACGGAUAUAACAACACUCAAUUCUAUUGGUAGAAUCCUUUUGAGCCAAAGCUCAAAGGUUUCGAAUUGGCCCGAAUUGGCCACCCCAGACACCUUUUAUCGAGCUAUUCGGUCUGAUAGCUAUACUCGAUUCGACAAACAACUUGGUUUUCGUUCUUCGAGGCAGCCGCUUACAUUGCCUUCCAAUCAUGGCGGCCCUCUAUACGAAAGCUCAUUGAUUGAUAAAGACAGCUUAGUAAACCAGUGUGAGGGCGACCAAUCUUCUGAUCUAAUAGCGAUGUCUGAUAGUCCGGCAAGAAUAUUGCGCUUAAUUAAAUCCUGGGAUUUCAGCGACUUAAGAGGACAGAUGAUAGCUGUGAUUAAUGUCCAGAAGCUUCUGGCCAUGAAAGUCCUGUUUAAUCGCACAACUACCUUGGCUGAAAGAUUAGGCAUGAAGACCUGGACACCCUCUCAACCAAGAGGGAUUCGCUGGGCCAAUCCAAACUAUUGGGUUGCUUAUCGGUGGGUUCCGGCUGAGUGCAUCCAAUCUUAUAUUUCAGUAGCAUCAUUGCGGGAUGCUUGCAUCAAAUAUGAAAUUGGUAAGUUAUUCGCAACAUCAGAUAAUGAAAUGCUUACCAUAAAGGCCAAUUCGACUUUGAUCACCAACUUCCAGAAGCAUCCUUAUGCGAGAGAAUGGGGAAAUUGA
Messenger RNA from Penicillium manginii, 1047 nucleotides. RefSeq lists its product as uncharacterized. The record is from RefSeq and is a predicted model, not a curated record. Lineage: Eukaryota; Fungi; Ascomycota; Eurotiomycetes; Eurotiales; Aspergillaceae. The transcript has a single exon. The coding region runs from base 1 to 1047 and encodes 348 amino acids.